GUUUCCUGAGAAGCUGCUGCUGUUUGCUGAAAACAACCUGUUUGUUUUGUCCUGUUUGUUUGCGAAGGAUUCACUUAAGUCAGAACUGAUUACUGAACCUUUGUUCCCAAGGUCACAAGGAGAAGGCUAGGGGUAGCUGGCUCUGUAAGAUUUCAAAUGAAACUGAAAUGAAAGUUCACUUCCUCAUCGUGGAUACCUCAUGUGACAAAGCCCAAUUUCUUUUUAAAGGCCAUUCAGCCGAAGUCUCUUUACUGCCUUUGAAUCUCUGGAGUGAGCUCACCAAUUCCCGGACUCUUCUGAUGGGAACACCUGCCGGUUUUGUCAUGAUGAAGCGGCUGACGUGGGUGUGCGUGGUAUGCGCUUUGGCAGCGGCACAAGUGCAGCAGGAUCCUACGCUGGAUCACCACUGGAAUCUCUGGAAAAAAACCUAUGGAAAACACUAUCAGGAAAAGAAUGAAGAACAGGUACGGCGGCUCAUCUGGGAGAAGAACCUCAAGUUCGUGAUGCUUCACAACCUGGAGCAUUCGAUGGGGCUGCACUCGUACAACCUCGGCAUGAACCACCUGGGAGACAUGACCAGUGAAGAAGUGCUGUCUUUGAUGAGCUCCCUGAGAGUGCCCAGACAAUGGUCCAGAAAUGUCACUUACAAAUCAGAACCUAAUCGGAAACUGCCGGAUUCUGUGGACUGGAGAGAAAAGGGGUGUGUUACUGACGUGAAAUACCAGGGCACCUGUGGUUCCUGCUGGGCUUUCAGUGCUGUGGGAGCUCUGGAAGCACAGCUGAAGCUGAAAACAGGAAAGCUGGUCUCUCUCAGUGCACAGAACCUGGUGGACUGUUCAACUGAAAAGUAUGGAAAUAAAGGCUGCAGGGGCGGCUUCAUGACAGAGGCCUUCCAGUACGUCAUCGAUAACAACGGCAUCGACUCAGAAACUUCCUAUCCCUACAAAGCCAUGGAUGAAAAAUGCCAUUAUGAUUCAAAAAACCGUGCUGCCACAUGUUCAAGUUACACAGAACUCCCCUCUGGCAGCGAAGAAGCCCUGAAAGAAGCCGUGGCCCGUAAAGGACCAGUGUCUGUUGCUGUUGAUGCAGAGCAUCCUUCAUUCCGUUUCUACAGAAGCGGUGUCUACGAUGACCCCUCCUGCACUCAGAAUGUGACUCAUGGCGUACUAGUGGUUGGCUAUGGUAACCUUAAUGGGAAAGACUACUGGCUUGUGAAAAACAGCUGGGGUCUCUACUAUGGUGAUAAAGGUUAUAUUCUGAUGGCAAGAAAUCAUGGAAAUCUUUGUGGGAUCGCUAGUUAUUGCUCUUACCCAGAAAUCUAGAGGAUCUCUUCGUUUUAUAACAAGUCAAGGAGAUGAAAAACUCUCUCUUAAUUUUAUCUUCGUAUCCAGAAGAAACAAGUGUCAUGAUCGGUGUAUAUUUAUCAUACUAAUUACAAAAUAUAGUUUGCCUUUUCACUUCAUAACGUUGCAUAUCUCUAGAAAAGUUUGCAAAGUAAAUUAAUAUUGUACUGUAUGAGAAUGUAGUCUCAUAUGUAUGUACAUGUGAGAAUUAAGUCACUGAGGCCUAUUUGUCAUGUUCGUCUUUUUUUUUUAAUGCUCUGUAAGUCUUCCAAUAGCCUUUUGUCAUUUCACAGCCCAACAGAGCUCAAUAAAUCUGUCAUCUCAAAUUU
Molecule: messenger RNA, 1672 nt
Organism: Fukomys damarensis (Damara mole-rat)
Lineage: Eukaryota; Metazoa; Chordata; Mammalia; Rodentia; Bathyergidae
Gene: Ctss
Product: cathepsin S
Exons: 8
Coding region: 168-1322 (384 amino acids)
Biological process (GO): immune response
Cellular component (GO): lysosome
Molecular function (GO): cysteine-type endopeptidase activity
Source: RefSeq, a predicted model, not a curated record